Messenger RNA from Didymosphaeria variabile, 1380 nucleotides. RefSeq lists its product as uncharacterized. The coding region runs from base 1 to 1380 and encodes 459 amino acids. The record is from RefSeq and is a predicted model, not a curated record. NCBI's taxonomy places the organism in Eukaryota, Fungi, Ascomycota, Dothideomycetes, Pleosporales, Didymosphaeriaceae. Gene Ontology annotation, molecular function: pyridoxal phosphate binding; transaminase activity. The transcript is spliced from 2 exons.
AUGAGCUCCCACAACAACAUCCAGAAUAUCGAACCACUACCAGACCAUGACUUUCAUUCGGCCUGGGGCUGCACAUAUUCUGCCCGUGGCGCCAUCAACAAUGAUCCUCAAACUCGUGCUCUUUGGCUUCAGUACCUUUCGAAUCCCUCUUCCGUUGAGCGUCAAUUCCACGUCCUGCUAGGCUCUUAUACCAACCUUUUCGCCGACUUCUUCGGCUCCUACUAUCCCAUUUCCCUCCACGCCCAUGCCACUGACGCCUUGCUCCCCACUACCAUCGCUAGUCUCAUUCUGAACACCGUCGCGACCAGCCCUUUGAUUCUGGAAAGCGAAGAGUUGCGUCCGAAGGGCAAUGAAGCCCCCGAAGAAACCGGCACGCGCAUCCGUGAUUUCUCUCUCGCUCUCCUCGGCUGGACCGAAGCGCACAUUCAAGCCCCAAACUUCAUCGCCAUCGAAGGCAUCUAUGGCGCUGGGUUUGGGCCUCUAGCGCACACGUCCAAGGAAUGGGAAGUCCAAGCCAUCGCUGCCGGCCCACGGCCAGUGGUCGUAAAUCUAAAAGCGCAGCCCUCGCAAGAGGAUCUCGACGCGCAGUUCGCUGCGGCCAAAGCCCGAGGCGCCAUUGGCGUCGUCUUCGACAUGGUUUCCACCGAGGAUGGCAGUGUACUGCCGCCAACGCAAUAUGCGCAGCUCAAGCUCGCCGCGCAGCGCAACCGGCUGCUGGUCAUCGUGGACGAGACGAUGACUGCCAUCCGGUGCGGCGCGCCAUUUGCGUUCCAGCGUGCCGAGUACAACCCCGUCAGCAACGACGUGCAGCCCGAUUUGGUCAUCUUCGGCAAGGGCCUGGGCAUCAGCGGUUUGGCCAUCGGCUUCGCGGGCGUCAUAACGCGCAAUUUUGCAUACAAGAAGCGUGCCGACAUCAUGCAAAGCAUCCUGUACUGGCGCGCGAUGGUCUCGCGGCCGGUGCGGCUGCCUGUGUUGCUCGAGGCGCUGGGCGUGUUGCGCGUGGCGCACGCCGAGGAUUGGCCCGCGCGGAGCAUGGCGGUUGGGGAGACGGUGCGUGACAUUCUGUACGAAUUGGAGCCCGAGACGAAGGCGCCGGGUGCGGUGCGAGGGCUGGGUGCAAUGAUUGCGCUGCAUAGGGACGUUGCCAUGAGGUUGAGGAUCCAGUCGGCGAUUCGCAGAAGGAGUCCAUGGGUGCGCUGGCUGCCAAAGUUGGAUCGUGGGUCAAUCGAUAGGGAUUUGAUGAUGAGGCAUGUCUUUGGGAAAGAGAGCACAGAACGGAGGAGGGCUUUGGCAGAAGAGGCGGAGAGCGUGGGAACCAUGCCGUUGUGCGACCGAGGACGCUUGGUGCCGAAGAUGCUUUCUCGGGGUGUGCGCAAAUGA